AUGUCGGGUAGAGGGAAAGGCAGAGCCAAGCAGCAUUGGAAUGUCCUUCUCAAUAAUAUCCAAGGUAUCACAAAGCCGGCCAUUCAGUGCCUGGCUUGCCAUGGGAGCCUCAAGCACAUCUCCGGCCUCAUACACAAAGAGGUUUGCGGAGUCCUGAAAGACUUCCUGGAAAAUGUUAUCAGGGACUUGGUCACCUACACUGAGCACGCCAAGCGCAGGAAGGUGAUGGCCAUGGAUGUGUUGUAUGCACUAAAGCGCCAGGGGAGGACCCUGUAUGGCUUCAGUGGUUGA
Messenger RNA from Carcharodon carcharias (great white shark), 291 nucleotides. RefSeq names its product histone H4-like. The coding region runs from base 1 to 291 and encodes 96 amino acids. The record is from RefSeq and is a predicted model, not a curated record. Gene Ontology annotation, biological process: nucleosome assembly. The transcript has a single exon. NCBI's taxonomy places the organism in Eukaryota, Metazoa, Chordata, Chondrichthyes, Lamniformes, Lamnidae. Gene Ontology annotation, molecular function: DNA binding; protein heterodimerization activity; structural constituent of chromatin.